AAUUCGGGGCAUCGAGAACUAAGCAAAGUGGAAGUGCUCUGGAGCUGGUAGUUUGCGACUGUUUGUCUUUCCUAUCGGCGUCGUCGAAUCAAGUGGAAUUAAAUAAGUUGUUUCGCUGUCAACUGAAAAGGAGAGGCAAUCGGAGAAAAUCACGCUUGGUCGGGCGGCUGUAAUUACCAUAAAUCGGCUGACCAAUCGAGUUUCUGUCAUUUGUCAACUGUUAGGUGAACAAAGUGGACAAGACCUGCUGACGCUGCAACUAUGGCGAUUCUCUUUCUCCUCUUUCUGCUGCAUUCCACGUUAACGUCGAGCGCUCAGUUGACGAACAACCAGUCAGAUUUCUAUUCCUCCGCCGACACCAAGCACACUGAUGUGCGUAUUUUCCCGGUCUUGGAACAUAACCGGAGCGUCGUCAAUGAAUUGGCUGACCAAAAAACCCUAUCGGCGGCUCACGACACUCACGGAGAAGAAGUAGAACAUCACCACCAUGGAAUUCACGUGGCCAGUUGGCGCUGGGACGAAAUUGGAAUCUAUAUUACGUUCACCACUUUCAUCAUCGUGGCCGGUCUGGCCAAAGUGGCUUUUCAUCACGCGCACGUCAUCUCAUCAAGGAUCCCGGAGUCGUGCUUGCUGAUUCUGCUCGGAACAGCUGUUGGCGGAAUUCUUUAUGCCAGUGGAAUUCAACGCUCUGGUCCAACUAGCUUAAACGCUGAAGAAGCUUUCGUGUUCCCGACUUUUACGCCGAAACUUUUCUUUUUCAUUCUGCUACCCCCCAUUAUUCUGGAGGCAUCCUAUUCCUUAUACGACCGAGCCUUCGCUGAUAACACUGGGACAGUUCUGUUUUACGCAGUGAUUGGUACCAUCUUUAACACUUUCGUCAUCGGGCUCUCCUUGCUGGGCUUGGUGUCGAUCGGAUGGAUUGGCAAUGUCCAUAUACCAGAAGGAACGGGUGUGGAGUUGUCGGCUCCAUCAUACACGCUGCAAACCACAGACUGUCUGGUCUUUUCUGCACUCAUUUCAGCUGUCGAUCCCGUGGCGGUUCUAGCCAUCUUUCAAGAAAUCGGAAUCAACAAGGAUCUUUAUUUCCUCGUCUUUGGAGAGUCCCUUCUCAACGAUGCUGUGACGGUCGUCCUCUAUUCGAUGAUGGUCGUCUUCGCCCAAAUGGAUGGCAACAUCGGUGGAGAGCAGUAUCUUCUCGGUUUCGUCUCGUUUUUUACAAUCAGUCUUGGCGGCUUCGGUAUUGGAAUUCUCUGCGGAUUGCUGACUGCGCUCAUCACUCGCACCACGUCUGAAGUUCGAGUCGUCGAACCUUUGGCGGUACUCGGAAUGGCCUAUUUCUCUUACAUGGGCGCAGAGCUGUUCCACUUUUCCGGAAUCAUCAGUUGUAUCGGUUGCGGCCUUGUUCAAGCUCACUACUCGUUUUCAAACAUUUCACGGAAAUCCUUUACGACCGUCAAAUACUUCAUCAAAAUGCUGAGUUCCACAAGUGACUGCAUCAUUUUCCUGUUUUUGGGCAUGGUCCUGGUCAACGACGUCCACGAGUGGCACACCGGCUUCGUCCUUUGGACACUCUUCUUGUGCCUUGCCGUCCGAUUCAUUGGAGUUUUCAUCUUGACUGCCAUUGCCAAUCGAUUCCGUAUCAAGCAAGUCAGCUUGCGGGAGCAAUUUAUCAUGGCUUACGGAGGAUUGCGAGGAGCUGUCAGCUUCUCGUUGGUGGAGAUGCUUUUGCCUAGUGACAUCCAACCACGUCAGAUGUUUGUCACGACUACGCUAGUCGUUAUUCUUUUUACCGUUUUUAUCCAAGGUGGUACCAUCAAGCUCUUUGUUCGGCUGCUCGACAUUAAGAAAGAUAGCCAAUCGGUCCAAUAUCUUAUCAAUGAAAUAAAUGAAACGAUGUUUGACCACCUAUGCGCUGGAUUUGAAGGAAUCUGCGAUCAACACGGCAAUAAUUUCCUCAGGGAGAAAAUUGAGCGCUUUGACGAGAAUUACCUUAGGCCAAUCUUCACGUUAAGCACGGAAAAGGAUCCCCUGCAACGAUUGUUUGAGAAACUAACUCUAUCGGAACAUGCGGCCAAUAUGUAUGACAUACGUGCCAAGACAAGUGAACCUGCGUCUACGUCCACCAGCUUAACCGAUAUCGAUGAAUCACAUCUCAUUUCUGAACUGGCGACUGCCGAUCCGACAUCUUCUGUGCCUUCUUCGAAUGAUGCCCGAAAUUCACCCGCAUUUCAUCGACAAUCGCAAUUAUUGGGCCAUGGGAAACAACAAGAGAAAAUGCAAGGGAAAAGCUUCGUUGAUGUUGUUGCUAUGCUACGUCACCAGAGAAGCGCCCAUUCAGAAGGCGUCAUGCCUACACAUGCUCCCGCGGCUCAAUUAGUGCGAUCGACCCCCCUUGAUCCUGAAGCGACUGCUCAGGCAUUCCGUAAAGCACUUCGCACCAACAGUAGUAUGAAUCAAUCAAAACGGCUGCAUGAGAAACGCAACCUGAUCAAAGACGACGAUUUACCGGAACCAUCUAGGUGGAUGGCUCUACGGCGAAGAAUAUCUACGGUGCCUGAUUCUGCAUCACAAGGAGAUCGUUUCGCACAAGCUGUUUUAUCUGCCAUGAGCUCUCAACUACCAGGGGGAGGUUUUGCACCAGCUGUUGGCUCACCUUUAGGUUCUGUAAAGAAAGGUAGCCGCCUACAUCAGUCGGCUAAAUGUUCGACAGAGAGUGAAUGGUCGAUAACAAGGGGGUCAAGCAAGCAAUCCAAACUGGUUAACCCAUCGGGAUCUACUGUACCACUUCGAGUAAUCGCCGAACGUACCGGGGAGCAAAGCACCGUACAACAAAGUAUCAGUUUGCACAUGCAAGACAUCGAAAAGGACGAUGAACAACCGGAAUCUUACCAUGCCUCCGAGACCGGAUUGUAGUAUAAAUAUACUAUAUUUUUUUUUCCCAUGUAGUUUUUAUGUUGUUAAAAGAAACACAUGACAUAUUCAGAAUUUGUUUCAAAUCUUUCCUUGUUCGACCAUUGUUAAUUCUUUUGUAAAGGUUCAGGGCGCGAAAAAUUGUGUUAAUAGGAUGGCAUACAUGAUAUUUUUUACAAUUUUGAUUGAUUUCUCUGUUCUUUGUUUUGACUCGAUUCCUGACAUUUUUACAAUAAAAAAGAAUCCGAGGCA
Molecule: messenger RNA, 3162 nt
Organism: Daphnia pulex (common water flea)
Lineage: Eukaryota; Metazoa; Arthropoda; Branchiopoda; Diplostraca; Daphniidae
Product: Na(+)/H(+) exchanger protein 7-like
Exons: 17
Coding region: 262-2913 (883 amino acids)
Biological process (GO): proton transmembrane transport; sodium ion transport; regulation of pH
Cellular component (GO): membrane
Molecular function (GO): sodium:proton antiporter activity
Source: RefSeq, a predicted model, not a curated record